AUGGGUGGAAAGGAUGUGGGAGCCGUGAAGGUAUACAGGGAUGUUAUACGCAGCUUGCUGGAAAAAGCUGCCGCGUUCAAGAAUGCGCCUACAAUCGAGCCGCCAGUGACUGAAGCCAACCUGGGAGACGUCAUCGAGCGUGUUUUAGCAGGUGAUUAUGGCGUAUCCGUGGGGGCUAAUCAGCAGACUCAGUAUGCUGCGGUUGAGACUGCAUUUCGCGAAAUAUUUUAUGAUUUGCUUGCUACAACCUCCAUCGAUGAGCCCUCGUUUAUGCAGAUAUGGAACCUUUUAGAUAUUGUCUCCAUCUUUUCGGACAACGAGGAACUCCUGGAUAGCCAAACUAUAGACGGAUGCAGAAUAGUGUUUGACUAUCUCGAAUCUAGAAGAGAGCGCAAUACUGCUAAACACUUCAAACAAAAGUCUCUGAUCAUUCUCAGAUCAUGCAACGAACUGCUGAGGAGGCUCUCUCGUGCUGAAGACACAGUCUUUUGUGGUCGUGUUUUCAUUUUCCUUUUCCAAUCUUUCCCCUUGGGUGAUAAAAGUUCCGUGAACCUCCGAGGAGAAUACCACACCGAAAAUGUCACGACAUUCGAUGCGCAACCUAAAACGCAGGCGGAAAGCGAUGAGGUGAUGGAUAUAGACAUACAAGAAGACGAGACUUUGGUUUCCAAUGCAAAGAGUACCGAGCAAGAGCCUACAACGGCUCAGACACCUUUGGAAUCGACCAAUGAAGCUACACCCCAACGCGGAAAUGCCUCCGGUAUUCAGCCGGAACUUGAGCUUGAUACCCUUUAUGCUGCAUUUUGGAGCCUUCAAGAGAGUUUCUCUAAGCCCACUAGACUGUUCGAUACCGCACACUUCGCAUCUCUGAAAUCUGGACUGGAAGCAACUCUCUCAAGUUUCCGAAAAGUAAGCUCAAAGUUAGAGGUUCGUAGCACAACAAAGGGCUCAGACGAAUUACGACGAGGCACAAAACGCAAGCGUGGUGAAGGAGGAGCCGAUUUGCCCAAUAGUUUCAACCCCAAGUAUUUGACUAGUAGGGAUUUAUUUGAACUUGAGAUCAAUGAUGUGUCUUUCCGCAGACAUAUUCUAGUCCAGGCCUUGAUUCUCCUUGAUUUUUUGCUUUCGCUAACGCCAAAGUCCAAAGCCAAGUUGGCUGAUUCUACCAACAAGUCCGUUCUUUACGGUUAUGUUUUAAGCGAUGAAGAUGCGAAGUGGGCAACCCAAAUGAGAUCUUCUAUUGCGAGCUACCUGCAAAAGGGCGCAGAUGGAAAGUUUUAUUUCCGGAUGGUAGACACUGUCCUGACGAGAGAUAAAAACUGGGUCCGAUGGAAGGCAGAAGGAUGUCCACCAAUCGAACGGCCACCUGUACCUGUACAGAGUCAUUUGGAUACUCAGUCAAGUGCUGCCAAAAUCACAGCCAACAGACGGCUUCGCUCAACUCCUAUGGGUUCGCUGGAUCUUGGGUUCCUUUCUGUAGAAUCAAAUCUUGGGGAUCUUAAUCGUCUGAAAGAGCCUGGAAGCCUUGACUUCUAUAUGAGUGGUAUAACAGAUGACGACUUUAACAUCGACAUGGCAAAAGACGAUGAAGAAAAAGAACAAUCCAUCAAAGCCAAGGCAAGCAAAACUUGGAGGACAUUGAGAAUUGCUUCGAGGAGUAAACUCAGUCAACUGGAUAAAAUAGAGGACGGGAAAAACCUGAAAGUGCUUUUUGAGGCCACGCCAGCACCAACUUCCACGUCAGGAAAACAACAGUCAGAGACUGAGAAUACUGCUGACAUUUCCAAAGAAGAUGAAACCAAAGGAAGCAACGUUGACACUACUGCCCCAGAACCCCAACCCACUCAAACUUGA
Molecule: messenger RNA, 1854 nt
Organism: Trichophyton benhamiae CBS 112371
Lineage: Eukaryota; Fungi; Ascomycota; Eurotiomycetes; Onygenales; Arthrodermataceae
Exons: 7
Coding region: 1-1854 (617 amino acids)
Biological process (GO): mRNA export from nucleus; regulation of DNA-templated transcription elongation
Cellular component (GO): THO complex part of transcription export complex
Source: RefSeq, a predicted model, not a curated record